AACCCUAACUUUUAUUUGCAGAUAUAAAAAGAAUUAUCUAGUAGUGCACUCGCAUAUAUUAUAUCCAUCCAAUCCUGUUGCUGCAGUGGAGUGAAAGUGGUCGUUCAGAAUGAAGCCCAUCGCAUAUUUUUUCUUCGCUGUGAUCCAGUCCGACUUGUUGUUGGCCUUGUAUGUGCCCCAGGAGUACGUAGUUCCGGAACCAAAGUUCGAGGUGUACUCAUCUGGUGGUUUUUCGGUGAGCAUACCUCACGAAGAUGGAAUACAACUGUUCUCGUUCCAUGGAAACGUCAAUCGACCCAUGGUUGGCUUGACGGCUGGUCAGUUUUCUAGAGAUGUAGUGAGUAGGAACAAUGACAGAUGGGUGUACGAAAACAAGAACGCCAAAUUGGAGCUAGGGGAUGUGAUAUAUUUCUGGGUGCUGAUCAUCAAGGAUAACUUGGGCUAUAGAUAUGACAAUGGACAGUUUGUUUUCAAAGGUAACUUGUUUUUUCU
This is a messenger RNA of Anoplophora glabripennis (Asian longhorned beetle), 492 nucleotides long. Its product is annotated as beta-1,3-glucan-binding protein 1-like. The record is from RefSeq and is a predicted model, not a curated record. The transcript has a single exon. NCBI's taxonomy places the organism in Eukaryota, Metazoa, Arthropoda, Insecta, Coleoptera, Cerambycidae. Gene Ontology annotation, molecular function: carbohydrate binding. The annotation marks the transcript as partial.